UUGAAGAACCUAAUCACUUAUUGCUUUGGUUUUUGAAAAUUGUUUACCCCAAAAAUAAAUGGUGUGCGUAAUUUAACACACUACAAGAACGAUGGGGAAAAAGUGUUCACUAAAGAAUUGUAAGAAUUAUCAAAAGGAACCCUCAUAUGGUUGUGAUAUAUCAUUUCAUGGGAUACCUAGAAAUGAAGAAACUAGGAAAAAAUGGCUAGAAGCCAUACCCAAACACCUGAUAAGGGAGAACGCAAGCAGUAUCUACAUAUGCGGUGUGCAUUUUACACCAGAAAGUUUCCAACCGGCUUCUCUAGGUCUAACGAAAAAUAUGCUGCGAAGAACAGCCGUCCCAUCGAUCUUCGAUGAUGUAAUAGAAACUACAAAAACUAGCACGAAAAAGGCUUCCGCCGAUAAAAACGUAUUGGGUAUGGUGCAAGCGAGCGCCGAGGCCACUAAAGUGAACUUCGUAAACGCGAGCGAUAUGUGUGUUUACGUGAUCACCAAAACGGAGAGUCCCGUUGUUCAACCAGAAGGAGAGACCACCCAACUAGCUACUCCGGAAGGUCACGGUUUGAAGAAGACCUGCGACGUCGGCAUUCAGGUGUCGCUGCCUACCAACAGGGAAAGGGAGCUUCAAAGGAAGCUGUACACCUUACAAAAGCGUCUAGAAAGGAGGGAAGCCAGGAUAUCUUCGAUAAUGACGGACUUCAAGACGCUGAUGGAUCAGAGUUAAUGUGGAGUUAAAAUUGCCACAAAAUUUGACUGCUUUUUCAAUUGUCGUAAAAUCUAAAUCGUUUGUCUGUAAGUAAUUAUCUAUUUGUGUAAAUUUUUUAUUUAUAUUGUUUUAUAAAGUAUUUAUACCACACUGGGAAGAAGAAGUUUUAAAUAAACAACCCCUUGUGUUAAAGGGAGCAGUAAUGGCGUUAAUUUUAUAAAUUUAUUUUUUCCAACCAGAAGUAUCUCUCAUUCAACAAUUAUCUUAUUUUACUUAAUUUACCAUCUGGAGGAUCAAACCCUCAAUAAUUUUGCUGCGUCUGCAGUAUCCUUUAGGUGGCGUGACUACAUCAUUUUAAUAAACAACAAUAUUGCCAAGUGCAUAGAAAAUCAUUGUUUACUUGUUUUGUUAAUGAAAUUAUUAACUGAUCUUUUUUAUAUUGCCUUGUAGAAAUAUUGUAUAUCUAAAUUGUAAUGAACA
This is a messenger RNA of Anoplophora glabripennis (Asian longhorned beetle), 1186 nucleotides long. Its product is annotated as THAP domain-containing protein 4-like. The transcript is spliced from 3 exons. The coding region runs from base 92 to 724 and encodes 210 amino acids. Lineage: Eukaryota; Metazoa; Arthropoda; Insecta; Coleoptera; Cerambycidae. The record is from RefSeq and is a predicted model, not a curated record.